Messenger RNA from Closterium sp. NIES-65, 3594 nucleotides. The record is from the annotation of a GenBank genome assembly. Lineage: Eukaryota; Viridiplantae; Streptophyta; Zygnematophyceae; Desmidiales; Closteriaceae.
AUGGAUAACCCCGAGCAGCGCGAGGCAAAGGCGGAGGAUCAGGCAGCACAGCCACACGAGUCGUACUAUCAGCAGCAACAGCAUUAUGGCCAUGACGCUCACUCGUACGAUCACCAACAGUACCACCAACACUACCAGCAGCAGCAGGCGCAAGCGGCGCAGGCGCACUACUACGGGUACGACCCGAGUCUCGCGCAGCAUCACGCGCCCCCCCAUUACCCGCACCACCAACCCCCUCACCACCCUUACGCUUAUCCUCCCCAACCCUACCCUCCCUCCGUUUACAACCAACCAAAUCCCUACCAGCCACCUCCCCAGCCCGCCUAUCCACCGGCUCAGGACUCCGCCUUCCCCGCAAAUUCCCCGCUUGCCGCCUUCUUCGAUCCGCGCGAGCCUCCGCCAGCCGCGGUGGCGGCCCCGGCGAGCGAGGAGGUGCGCGGGCGCGUGGAAAAGGCCGUCGAGUACGCCGCGAAGAACGGGCCGCAGUUCGAGGCGCUCAUGCGCGACAAGCAGCGCGGCCAACCCGCGUACGCCUUCCUCGAGGCGGGCGGGGAGGGCGCGGACUACUAUCGCUUCCGCCUCUGGUGCGCGCUCUCUGGGUCGGGGGCCGCGGAUGCGGUGGCUUGGACGGAGGGGAAGAGUGCAGCUGAUGGGCAGGCGGAGCAAGCCGUGGGGAAGCAGGGGGAGGCGGACGGGGAGCACGGCAGCGCGGAAGUGAAGGUAGAGGGGGAGCAGGAGGGGGAGAAACAAGCAGUAGGGGGCGCGCCGGGCGCGCAGCAGGCGCAGACCGGCUCUGAGGCCCCUCCUGCGGUCCCUCUCCCCUCCGAUUCCACCCCUCCCCUUCCCCCGGAGCCCCCGCUCCCCCCCAUGCCCCCACCCCCCGCGGACCCUGCUGACGUGGCGCUGCAGGCGGCGGUGGCGGCGGCGGGGCUGCCGGCGGACGUGGGGGGCGAGGCGGUGGCGCUGCUAGCGGGGCUGAGCGGCACGAAGGAGGCCAUCAAGGGCGGCAAGGCGUGGGUGGCGUGGCGCGCGGGCAUGGGGUGGGCGCCGCACAUCGCGUGGGUGCUGCGGGAGCGCAUGGCGGCGCUGGCAGGGCAGCCGGAGCGGCAGCUGCAUGUGAUCUACCUCGUCAACGACGUGCUCUUCAACAGGUGUGUGGUCAACGACGUGCUCUUCAACAGUCUACAGCAGAGGCCACAGCCGGGGGCGGUGGACGCGGUGGCGGCGGCGCUGCAGCCGUGUUUGGGCUUCAUGCUGGCGGCACUGUUCCACGGGGGGGGUGACGCGCAGAGCAGCAACCAGGAGCGGCUGGGGAAGAUCCUGGCGUUCUGGGCCAGCAAGGAGGUGUACCCGGGGGAGGCCAUGGCGCACCUGGGCGCGCUCAUGCGCCUGCCGCCCCACCAGCACCCUCCCAUGCCGCCCCCGCCACCUGUGCCUGCUAUGGACUACCACGCUGCAGCCACACAGCCGUAUGCCCAUGGCAUGCACCCCCACGCCCCUCCCCCGCCCGCAUGGCCCCCUCUUCCACCGCACAUGCCGCCCAUGCCUCACGAUGCAGCAGCCCCUGCCUCUGCACCCGUGCCCGCCACCCCCCCUUCCUUUCCCCCGCCCCCUGCCCCCGCCACUCAACCCCCACACCAACCCUCGCCCGCACCAGUCCCCAGCGCCCCCCCUGAGCCGCAGCCCCCCACCCCAGACGCGCCGCCUGCGGCCCCCGCGCCCACGCCUGCGGAGAAGGCGCCGUACCCGCUGUUCCCGCCGGGGCUGAUCCCGGGCAUGGUGCGCAAGAAGCAGGUGGGGUCGGGCGUGCCGUACGCGCCCAUGGCGCCGCACGACAUCCCCUCCACCAUCCCCCCGCCCCACGAGUCCGAGGAGUACCUGCGGCGCCGCAUCGCACGCUUCUUCAAGGCCAUUGGGGAGACGGACCCCCUGGCGGAGGGGGAUGAGGACGAGGAGGAGGAUGCGGAGGAGGCGGAUGGCGGCCGGGGGAUUCUUGGGGCGGGCAUUGGGAAGAGAGGGCACGGGCAUGGAGGGCAUGGGGUGGGUGGCGGGGGGAAAAGGGGCCCAGGGGCGAAGCCACGCGCCAUGUCACCGCCACCAGCGAUUGGCAUGGAGGGGGGCGGGCUGGGACUGGGCAUGGGCGGGGGAGGGCUGGGACUGGGCAUGGGGGGAGCGGGGAUUGGAGUGGGCAUGGGGGGAGCGGGGAUUGGAGUGGGCAUGGGGGGAGCGGGGAUUGGAGUGGGCAUGGGGGGAGCGGGGAUUGGAGUGGGCAUGGGGGGAGCGGGGAUUGGAGUGGGCAUGGGGGGAGCGGGGAUUGGAGUGGGCAUGGAGGUGGAUCCGGAGACUGGCAUGUUGCCGGACGGCAGUGUGGUGCAGAAGCCUGGCAUGGGCGGCGCGAGGCUGGGACUGGGUGCCGCCGUGGAGGCCGAUGCUCCGUCGCACUCGAAAGGAGAGGCAAUGGCGGCGCCUGCCAGCAAUCCGUCGAACACGGUGACGAACAUCUCGGAGUUCCAGUGCCUGGCCAAGGAGAAGCUGCCCAAGCAGGCGUACGACUACUACGCGUCGGGCGCCGAGGACCAAUGGACGCUCGCCGAGAACCGCAACGCCUUCGAGCGCAUCAGGUUCCGGCCGCGGAUUCUGAUCGACGUGUCGAGCGUGGACACGACGACGAGCGUGCUGGGCCACCGCAUCUCCAUGCCCAUCAUGCUCGCGCCCACCGCCUUCCAGCGCAUGGCGCACCCCGAAGGCGAGCUCGCCACGGCCCGCGCGGCAGCUAAAUUCGACACGGCCAUGGUGCUGUCGUCGUGGGCGACGAGCAGCGUGGAGGAGGUGGCGUCGGUGGGUCCGGGUCUGCGUUUCUUCCAGCUCUACGUGUACAAGGACCGGCAGGUGGUGGAGCAGCUGGUGCGGCGCGCGGAGCGGGCGGGGUUCAAGGCCAUCGCGCUCACCGUCGACACGCCGCGCCUCGGCCGUCGCGAGGCCGACAUAAAAAACAGGUUCGUGCUGCCACCUCACCUCACUCUGAAGAACUUCGAAGGACUGAACCUCGGCAGUAUGGACAAGUCACAGGAGUCAGGGCUGUCGUCGUACGUGGCGGGUCAGAUCGACCGCUCGCUCAGCUGGAAGGACAUCGCAUGGCUCAAGUCCAUCACAUCGCUGCCCAUUCUCGUCAAGGGCGUCAUCACAGCAGAGGAUGCGGAGAUAUCGAUAGAGUACGGGGCGGCGGGCAUCAUAGUGUCCAACCACGGCGCCCGCCAGCUGGACUACGUCUCCGCCACCAUCUGCGCCCUCGAGGAGGUGGUGAAGGCAGCGCGAGGGCGGGUGCCGGUGUUUCUGGACGGUGGGGUGCGGCGCGGCACCGAUGUGCUCAAGGCGCUUGCCCUUGGUGCCGCGGGUGUCUUCGUGGGGCGGCCGGUGCCAUUCGCGUUGGCGGUGGACGGGCAGGCGGGGGUGGAGAAGCUGCUGGGCAUCCUCAAGGACGAGUUUGAGCUCGCCCUCGCCCUCGCCGGCUGCACGCGCGUGGCGGACAUCAAGCGCUGCCACGUGGAGACGGAGGAGGACCGCCUGCGCAAGGCCAUCACCUCGCGCCUCUGA